AUGGACGCUGAGUUGUCCGAUGACGAAAUGGAAAAUCAGAUCACGGUGGAAGCCGAUCAAUACAUUCCCUACCCCUUAGAUGAGGUGGCCAUCGACUUUGAGGUGCUCGGUCUGUCAGAUCGAAACCCGGAACAGGUCGAAGUGCUGUUAGCCGCCUGUCGCAAAGAAAAUGUAGAGAUGCGCGAAGCGGCGCUCGAUCUUGGUGGUGUGAAGGCUGCGGUGGUUGACAUUGAAGCUCACGCUAUGAAACGGGCAUUCGAUCUGGUUAAGCCCCAAUUGGGGGAUAACCCGGAAGACCUGGUGGUCGCCAUUAUCGAUAUCGGUGCAACCAUGACGACGUUGUCAGUACUUGCCGAUGAUAAGGCCAUAUACACAAGAGAGCAGUUGUUUGGUGGCAAACAGCUGACGGAAGAAAUCCAGCGUCGCUACAGUCUGUCUUUUGAAGAGGCAGGUUUGGCGAAAAAACAAGGUGGUCUACCGGAUGACUACGAAGACGAAGUAUUACAGCCGUUCAAAGAAGCUGUACUGCAGCAGGUGACACGGUCCCUGCAAUUUUUCUUCUCAUCCUCGCAAUACGACGACGUAGAUUACAUUGUGCUGGCAGGGGGUACGGCCUCCAUUGAAGGCCUCGGUGACAUGAUCGAGUCUAAACUCGGUACACCCACGAUCAUCGCCAACCCGUUUGUUAACAUGUCUUUAGCUUCCAGAGUGGAUGCUGAGGAGUUUCACAUAAUGGCGAAUAUUAACUUACUGCCAUGGCGUGAAUGGGAGCGCGAGCGCAAACAGAAAGAGUUUCUGACUCAGCUGGGUGCGGUGCUGCUGGUAGGCGUAUUGUUGGUGUUUGGUGCAGGGAUGUACCUGGACAAUGAGAUUGAGGGCCAACAGGGCCGCAACACAUUCUUAACCGGAAAGAUCAAAGUUCUGGAUGAGAAAAUCGCCGAGAUACAGAUGUUGCGUAAGCAGCGUGAAGAUCUGCUGGCGCGAAUGCGUGUUAUCAAUGAACUGCAGGGUAACCGGCCGGUUAUUGUGCGCGUCUUUGAUGAGGUCGUGCAGACGCUGGCUAAAGGCGUGCAUUACAAGAAGUUGGAGUAUGAAGGCAACAUGCUGUCAGUCUCGGGUGUCGCUGAAUCUAACAAUAGGAUUUCAGCAUUGAUGCGGAACCUUGAUGGAUCAGACUGGUUUACCCAGCCGAAUCUCAAGAGCAUUAAAGAAGAUCCAACAAAUUCGGACUAUGGUGAGCAGGAUACCCUCAAACAGAUUCAAUCUGUCGAUUUCAGCGAUCUUGAUAUAAACAAUAUCGGUUCGUGGCCCGGCGUUGUAAAAGCCAUCUUUAUGGCUAUCUUGUUUGCUCUGGUGUUAGGUGUCGGUUACUACUGGCAUGUGACCGAUAAGCAGAAAAACCUCGAAGUCGAGCAGGCUAAAGAGGUUGAUCUACGCGCAGAGUAUGAAGAUAAGGCUGGGCUUGCCGCCAACCUGGACGCGCUGCGCAUACAGAAGCGCGAGAUGGAAGAUGCCUUUGGUGCGUUGUUGCGGCAAUUGCCCAGUGACACGGAAGUGCCCGGAUUGCUGGAAGACAUCACACGCACAGCAAUCGACAAUGAGUUAACCAUCGAAAGUAUCGAUCUGGAACCCGAAAAUCGAACCGAAUUUUAUAUCGAACUGCCCAUCAGCAUCGUUGUUGAAGGGGAUUACCACAAGCUUGGUUCAUUUGUCAGUGGCGUUGCGAACCUGUCACGGAUUGUGACCCUGCACGACUUCCAGAUUAACCCGAUACGAGACAAUCUGGGUUUGCGUAUGGAAAUCACCGCGAAGACGUAUCGUUAUCUAGAGGAGGUUGACCGCCAGGAUGGGCCAAAGGUCACGCCUGACUUCAACCGGGUUAAACAGUUUCUUGAGCAGUUCACCAUUGGCCGUCUGGCGAUGGUGGGUACUUUGGCUCAAGGUCCUGUUACCUACGCGCUGAUUCAAGACGGUAAUGGCGGCGUGCAUCGGGUACAGCCUGGUGAUUUUAUGGGUACCGAUCACGGACGCAUUCUGGCGGUGAACGAUACGGGCAUUGAAUUGAUAGAAAUUGUUCCUGACGGGAUGAAGAUGAUGUUUAAGAAUUUUACUGGAUGGGCGAGCCGAGUCGUUCCGCUGUGUAUAGCCGGCGCAAUAAGCCUGGUGGCCACGCAGAGCUGGGCCGUGACGAUGGAGAACAUCGACUUUUCAUCGCUACCUGGUGAUCGUACGGAAAUACGUAUGGAAUUUGACGGUACGCCGCCAGAUCCCAAAGGCUAUACCAUUGAGCAGCCCGCACGCAUCGUGCUGGACCUGCCUGGUGUGGUCAGUGCACUGGAUGAGAAGCAUCACAAUCUCGGUAUUGGUAACGCUCGGCGUGUUUCGGUGGUCAGCACCAAAGACCGUACCCGCGCUAUUGUGAACCUGACCCAACUGGUGAGCUACGAAACUAGUGUUCAGGGUAAUACCCUGUAUCUGACUGUGGGUACCGCAAGUUCCGGCCAGCCAAGUAACACACAAACCAUGGACGUUGCCGAUGACAGUCGCCCGGCGCCUGCCGCGAUGCGCGGUUCAACCAUCGAAAAUGUGGACUUCCGUCGCGGUGAAGGUGGUGAAGGUCGCAUCGUACUGACCCUCAGCAACCCUAAAGCACCUAUUAACGUUUCAGGUGAUUCAGGCCGGAUUCGCGUAGAAGUGCGCAAUACCAGUUUGCCAACAGAACUGCGCCGUCGCCUGGAUGUCACCGAUUUCGCAACACCUGUGCAAAUCAUCGAUGCCCUGCAGGAAGGUGACAACACGGUGUUCACCAUAGCAGCGACCGGCAACUACGAUUACCUGGCUUAUCAAGCUGAUAACACAAUGUCCAUCGAUGUCACGCCAAUGACUGAAGAAGAGCUGAAUCAGCGCGACGACAUCUUUAAGUACACUGGCGAAAAACUAUCCCUGAACUUCCAGGACAUCGAAGUACGCUCAGUCUUGCAGCUGAUUGCAGACUUUACAGAUUUGAACCUGGUGGCGUCUGAUACCGUCAGUGGUCGCAUCACCCUGCGCCUGAAGAAUGUACCCUGGGACCAGGCUCUGGAGCUCAUCCUUAAGACUAAGGGUCUGGAUCAGCGUCAGGUCGGUAAUGUCUUGUUGGUAGCGCCGGCUGCAGAGAUUGCCGCACGUGAAAAACUUGAGCUGGAAAAUCAGAAACAGAUUUCCGAACUGGCACCGUUACGCACUGACUUCAUACAGAUUCGCUACGCGUCAGCCUCUGAACUGUUCAACCUGUUUAAUGGCGGUGGCGCGCAAGGUCAGACUAUGUUGUCUGAACGCGGAAGCGUGAUUGUUGAUGAACGUACAAACGCCAUUAUCCUCACCGAUACAGCUGAUCGCCUGGAAGAGUUUCGUCGCGUGAUUGCACAGCUUGAUGUGCCUGUACGCCAGGUUCUGAUUGAGGCUCGAAUUGUCACAGCAAAUGCUAACUUUGCUGAGCAGAUGGGCAUCCGCUGGGGCGGUGGUGGCAUCAACCAGAACGGUGGCACAGCCGUGCGUUACGGCGGAUCGCUGGAUACCCUGGUGGAGCUUUCCAAUAUUCUAGUAGACGGCACUGGCGAUAUUUCGGUACCCGGCGACCUGGUUGUCGACCUGGGUGUUGCUCAGGCAGGCGCUUCCAGUAUCGGUCUGGGUAUUACCCGGGCAGGCUAUCUGGUCGACCUUGAGCUGUCGGCUCUGGCGACAGACGGUCACGCUGAAGUCGUGGCGCGUCCGAAGGUCAUCACCGCUGACAAGAGCCCAGCUGUGAUCGAGUCUGGUGUUGAGAUUCCAUACCAGGAAGCGACCAGCAGUGGUGCAACCUCAACUUCUUUCAAAGAUGCUGUGCUGUCUCUGGAAGUAACCCCGCAGAUCACGCCUGAUGAUCGCAUCAUCAUGCAGUUGAACGUGAAGCAGGAUACGGUGGGUACGGUGUUCAACGGUGUGCCAUCAAUCAACACCAACGAAAUUCAAACCGAGGUUCUGGUAGACAAUGGUCAGACGAUUGUAUUGGGCGGUAUUUUCCAGACCGACAAAAACGUCUCGACCACCAAGACCCCAUUUCUGGGUGAUAUCCCUUACGUAAAUCGACUGCGCGAUAACCGCGCAACGGUGUACACUAAACGGCGCCCCUUAGGAGAAAAGGGUUUCCGCGAUCGCGAAGAGCACGUUAUUGAUGAACUCUCGCAAAUGCGGGGUGUUGUGGUGGCAACAGGUGGUGGGGCCGUAAAACGCGCUGCGAAUCGCCAGAACCUCGCCACCCGCGGCAUCGUUAUUCACCUGGAUUGUCCUCUGCGCCGCUUGUUAGCGCGUACCCGCAAUGAUAAAAAGCGACCGCUGUUGCAGGGUGAUAAUCCUGAAGAGAUUCUAACCAGGCUGGUGCACGAGCGUGUGCGCCAGGCGCUCACAGGCCGUCAGGUCGAUACAUUUGUGAUGGGUGAUGGUGAGCAGUUCAAAAGCCUGGCGACUUAUCAGGCAGCCAUGGAUUUCCUCAUGCAGCAUCGGCAUAACCGAACUACGUGUCUGAUUGCGUUAGGUGGUGGUGUGGUUGGUGACCUGACCGGUUUUGUGGCGGCAACCUUUCAGCGCGGUGUAGAUUUUGUGGCCAUUCCGACCACGCUCCUUGCUCAGGUUGAUUCAUCUGUGGGCGGAAAAACUGCGGUUAACCACCCUGCCGGGAAAAAUAUGAUCGGCGCGUUUUAUCAGCCCAGGGCGGUGGUCAUCGACAGCGGUGUGCUGAGCACCCUGCCUGCCCGGGAGUAUGCGGCAGGUUUGGCUGAGGUUGUGAAGUAUGGGGUGAUCGCUGAUGCUGUCUUUUUCGACUGGCUGGAGAACAACGUCACCUCACUCCAGCAACGUUCCCCUGAAGCCCUGGCAUAUGUGAUUCAACGCUCCUGUGAAAUAAAAGCAGACGUUGUGGCCCGGGAUGAGCGCGAAGGCGGUGUGCGUGCACUAUUGAAUUUCGGGCAUACUUUUGGCCACGCCAUAGAAAACCUGGCCGGUUAUGGCACCUGGCUGCAUGGCGAGGCGGUGGCCAUUGGCAUGGUUAUGGCCGCCAGAUUCUCGCAGAAAGUCUGUGAUUUUCCGGCAGAGCAGGUGCAACGGUUGAUUGCACUGCUGGUUGCCUUUGAUCUGCCGGUCAGCCUUUCUGAACCGGCAUCGGUUACUGAUAUGUUGAGCGCCAUGGGCAUGGAUAAAAAGGCGGCGAAUGGCAAACUUCGUUUUGUCCUGAGUGCUGAAAUAGGUUUUUUUAUCGGAGCAGAUCGGAAGACCCACCUGGAUCACCUGCGUCAUCUGAGUCAGUGGUCGCGCCGUAUUCUGGUGGUCUCCGGCCCGUUUGGUAUCGGCAAGUCCAGCCUGUUUCGUGAGCUUUCCAGUAGCCUGGAACCCAACACAAAAGCGGCCCGGCUUUCAGGCACUGUGGUGACCACCCAGCGCGAAGUGCUGGUGGGAAUGUUGCAGGGGUUUGGUGUGGCCGCCCAGGCAAACGCGCAUACUGCUGAUCUGUCCAGGUUGAUCGCAACCCAUGUGAACGAACAGGACGCCAUGGGUCGUAUCUGUAUGGUGAUGGUCGACGACGCUCACCUACUGGAUGCUCAGGCCCUGGAACAACUCAUGAGUCUGGUUGGUGCAUCGGCUUUGCGUUUGCUUUUGUUCACUGAGGCAUCGAAAAUUUCGAUGCUUGGUGAAAUUGCACAAGACCAGGAGCUUGAAUGGUUCGAAAUUCGAAUUACCGGUUUCCCCAAGGCGGAGAUCAGAAAUUAUCUGGAAUGGCGCUUCCGGCAGGCUCAAUAUCGCGGCAGACUGCCUUUCACGGAUGAGCAGCUGGAUAAAAUUGUGCAGCGCUCCGGCGGUAACCCUAGUGUGGUCGAUAGCAUUGCAAACAGGCUUUUAACAGAUAUGGAAAGUGGCGAGACGCGUAAGCAGGGAAGUGGGUUCCCGAUGACCCAUGCAGCGUUGGCCAUCAUGCUGGUUGUGUUGAUGGGGUUAGUUUAUUUGUUUGUUCAGCAGCCCCAGGAUAGCCCGGUUGAGCUAGUUGAAACGGAAACGGUUCCUUUAAUGCCGGAUGAACCUGCAGUAUCAACCGAAGAGGUAAUAGACCUUACUUCGCCCUUUGCUGAUCAAGCCGUGGACACGCCGCUGGUGGUUGAGGCUGACGUAGAGGUUGAUGUGCCCACGGAGUUAGAGCCUCAGCGUGCCGGAGAGCAGCCUCAGCCUGCUGAUCAACAACCUCUGGUUGAGCCGCUCGAUGAACCAGUCCUUGCCUCGGAAACCGAAACCGUCACAGCUAUACCUGUCGAGCGCGAUACUGAGACUGAAGUGCAAGUCAGCGUACAGCUUGAACCUGAACCUGAGCCUGAACCAGCUCCGGUGAGCGCUAUUCCCGUGGUGGAAUCCAGCCCGUUGCCAGACGGUGCUUUCAAGUCAGCCAGCUGGAUACUGCAGCAGGAUCCAAAUCGCUUUACCUUGCAGCUGUUAUUUUGCCUGGUAUCAGAUGCAGCGCGAUAA
Molecule: messenger RNA, 6525 nt
Organism: Symbiodinium necroappetens
Lineage: Eukaryota; Dinophyceae; Suessiales; Symbiodiniaceae
Source: the annotation of a GenBank genome assembly